UGUAGUUAACACACACAUUCUAUAUCUCCAGGACACCAUGCCAGAGGUGAGACAGAGCUCCUUCGCCCUGCUGGGGGAUCUGACCAAGGCCUGCUUCCCUCACGUCAAACCCUGCAUCGCUGAGUUCAUGCCUAUUCUAGGGACCAACCUGAACCCAGAGUUCAUCUCUGUGUGUAACAACGCUACCUGGGCCAUUGGAGAGAUCUGCAUGCAGAUGGGUGUCGAGAUGCAGCCCUAUGUGUCUCUGGUUCUGAACCAGCUGGUAGAGAUCAUCAACAGACCCAACACACCCAAGACCUUGCUGGAGAACACUGCCAUUACGAUUGGUCGCCUGGGCUACGUGUGUCCUCAGGAGGUGGCUCCGAUGCUCCAGCAGUUCAUCAGACCGUGGUGUACGUCCCUACGGAACAUCCGUGACAACGAGGAGAAAGACUCCGCCUUCAGAGGGAUCUGCAUGAUGAUUGGCGUAAACCCUGGGGGAGUGGUCCAGGACUUCAUCUUCUUCUGUGAUGCCGUGGCGUCCUGGGUCAGCCCUAAAGACGACCUGAGAGACAUGUUCUACAAGAUCCUCCAUGGUUUUAAGGACCAGGUAGGAGAGGAGAACUGGCAGCAGUUCUCAGAACAGUUUCCCCCCCAGCUGAAGGAGAGACUGUCUGCCUGCUACGCUGUGUAGAAACCCCCCCUAACCUAACAUCAGGUGAGCCAGUAGUAGAGGAGGAAGGUGAAAAGGAAUCUCAUCCAUCUGUGUUAAUGCCCUGAACUGAUCUGGGAGGAGAGGGACCCAUCACGCCAUUGGCCGCUCCCCCUGACAGACGGCCCCCACGCCCUAUGUAUUUCUCCAUAGCGGGAGGGUGGGCGGGACUUGGGGAGGGACAGGGGGACACCUCUAGAUUA
Messenger RNA from Oncorhynchus gorbuscha (pink salmon), 894 nucleotides. Its product is annotated as transportin-2-like. Bases 38 to 673 code for a protein of 211 amino acids. Gene Ontology annotation, cellular component: cytoplasm; nucleus. The record is from RefSeq and is a predicted model, not a curated record. Gene Ontology annotation, molecular function: nuclear import signal receptor activity. NCBI's taxonomy places the organism in Eukaryota, Metazoa, Chordata, Actinopteri, Salmoniformes, Salmonidae. The transcript is spliced from 8 exons. Gene Ontology annotation, biological process: protein import into nucleus.